AUGCCGUUCGUGAAUAGUCUAAACAAUUACUUGAACAAAAACUUCACCGGAAAAUGUACAGGUAGUGUGUAUGGCUUUUGGACAGCUGGUCGCAGAAAAGACAAAACUAAAACCUUCUACUGGAACACGGCCAAACCUUCGAUAUAUGCUUUUAACACCUGCGACUGCGGAAAGGUAGCUAACAUACUGAACUGGGCUUCCGGCCAACCGGAUGAUUACAUGAGCAAUGAAGAUUGCGUGCAUAUGUACUCAGUGGAUGGCAAAUUGAUUGCUAACGAUUUUCCGUGCAGCAACAAAGUAACAAAAAGGAAAAGAGUAGGAUCACUAAAGAAGGGCAAGCAAGGACUAUAUGACAAGCGCUUCAAAGAAUUAACAGUCGAUGAAGUGAAGUUGUUUCAAUACAAUUCCUCAGUUGCGGCUAACGAUAUAGCCUUGAUUAAACUUAGUGAACCGCUGACAUUCAACAAAACUGUUCAACCAAUCUGCCUGGCUCAACCCAAUAUCGUCGAAGCCUACGAUGUUUGUGUUCUUACUGGGCACGGGAAAACUGAUCCAGCGGACGGCAAAUCUUCGAGUCAGUUGCUGUUGCAAGGCAAGAUGAACGUAAUGACUCACUCCGAGUGUUUGGCCAGCUACGUUGAAAUACUUCAAAGGGGUGAGAAUGAGUUUAACGUUACUUACGAGAAACAAUUUUGCGCCGGCCUCAUGCCAGCAUUCAGAGGAAUCAAUCCAAUGGAGCUGAUGCUGAUCCACAUGCUUUUUAUUGCUGAUGGCUGCAUUUUGAUGUGGUCCCCUUUUUUCUUCGAAAUUGGUUUAGCUGAUUUUUUAUCGUUUGAUGGCAGCCUUAUAUGGGGAACUGGUGAUAAUGACUAUGCCAUUAGUGUAAUGGGUGACAGCGGAGGACCUCUGAUGUGCAGAAACUCCCGGUUUCAAUGGACUCAGAUCGGAGUAGUCAGCUACUGCGAUGACUCUAAGAUAGAUUACUGUCCAAUCAGUGUCUUUACUAGAGUUUCCUACUACUACAAAGCUCUCAUGGAUGCUAUGAAAUGA
Helobdella robusta is the source of this 1050-nucleotide messenger RNA. RefSeq lists its product as hypothetical. NCBI's taxonomy places the organism in Eukaryota, Metazoa, Annelida, Clitellata, Rhynchobdellida, Glossiphoniidae. Bases 1 to 1050 code for a protein of 349 amino acids. Gene Ontology annotation, molecular function: serine-type endopeptidase activity. The transcript is spliced from 8 exons. The record is from RefSeq and is a predicted model, not a curated record. Gene Ontology annotation, biological process: proteolysis.